Molecule: messenger RNA, 1413 nt
Organism: Nematostella vectensis (starlet sea anemone)
Lineage: Eukaryota; Metazoa; Cnidaria; Anthozoa; Actiniaria; Edwardsiidae
Product: protein bud22
Exons: 1
Coding region: 128-1111 (327 amino acids)
Biological process (GO): maturation of SSU-rRNA
Cellular component (GO): nucleus; 90S preribosome
Source: RefSeq, a predicted model, not a curated record
UAAAACUCCCAUGAGACAUUGCGUUGACAAGUUUUCAAGAUGGCGGACGACGUAUAAGCUCUAAAUACUGUUCUAAAACAAAGAAGAUACAGUCUCAUUGACGUUGAUCCCAGGCUGUAAGAGAAUCAUGUCACCAGCGCAUAACGAGACACAAAGUGAUGAUAUAACCCUCAAAUAUUCGUUGGGUGCUCAGAAAAACAAACGUAUGAAGCAACAGUUUGGUAAGGCCAAACUUUUCGAAGUCAGAAGAUUGGUACGAAGAAUAAGACAGUUUGAAAACAAAAAAGGAACGGCUGAGCAGUUACAGAAAAACAAGAGAAAGGUUUCAAGGAUGGAGGAGCAGUUGCAGAUUACCAAAGAUGCGCGCCUUGAUGCAGUGAUCGCUUACGUGGAUGAGAGAUCUGGUAGCCAAGAUGGAGUAUCAAAACAAAACAUCAACGCACGUGAAAUAGUGUUCGAAAAGCUUGCAAGUGCUUUAGAGCUUAAUAAAGAACUUCUUCCUACAGACGAAACUGCGGCAACAGAUAGUAAAAAUGAUAAUCAAAGAAACAUAUCACAAACAAAACAAGCACAGGAAAAAACAAAAUCUCCGUUUAGUGCAGCACAUGGGAGAGACAAAGACCAUAAAAGGAAAAGGAGAAUGAAGGUGACAGGUGGAUCCUCAGAUGAAGUUCUUCAGAGGUCCUCAGAGUCUGUUUUUGUUAGUAGUAUGAAAGAAUUAUCAAAUGUGGUGGGAAAUAAGAAACCAAGGGAGGAAUCAGAACCGUUAGAUUUCUCAGAUUCUGAGUCAGAAAAAACAAUGAAAAAACUAGUCAAAAGUAAAAAACAAAAAAGUUUUAAAGUUAUAAAGAAAAAUCGUACAGGGCAGCGCUCAAGACAGAAAAUGUGGGAACAAAUGUAUGGUAUGAAAGCCAAGCAUCGCAUGAAGAACAGAGAAAGCAAUCCAAGCAAUAGUAAAUUUGGUAGUGACAAACUUAGUAAAAAAUUAAAGCAAAAACAAGAGGAGAAGACGACUGACCAAACUCUCCUCCAUCCAUCAUGGGAGGCCAAGAAAAAUAAGAAAGAAAGCAUUGUAGAAUUUGCUGGUAAAAAAAUCACUUUUGAUUUCUAGAUUGUUCUUGAACACUGCAAUAUGACCAUUGGGAGUGAUUAUAGUCUAUUUAAAAAAAUAGUAUUUUUCAUCUCUUUAACAAGCCCCACCCCCAAAGACACAAAAAAAUUAAAUAAGCGCCCUGGGCAAAUUAUAACGGUGACCCUUGUAGCACUUGACUAGAGACAUAGCCUUGUGGCCCUGUUUUGAAAUAUCACUGUUGUGCCAAAUAAUUUAUGGACUCCACAUCUUGUAUUGCUAAUAAUGCUUUUAUGUAAGUGAUACAGACUUCUGUCUUCCUUGAUAAAUGUUUAUAAGAAAAG